AUUAUCCGGAAAUAGAAUUCCUAAACUUGGAUUAUGUUACACGACUUCCUGUUUUGGACUUCACGUAUGCUGUUUCUUAUAAUGAGUUUGUGCUGUGUGUUGCGAUGAAUGACAGCACUGAUACAAAGUGCCAAUGGUGGUGAGAGUACUACUUAUUACGAUGGUAUGGAUAAUCUGUCAGAUUCCCGGCCGUGUAUUCUACUACAUCAGGACUAGGAGAGUUGUGAGGUUUUUAUUUAUGGUACUUCUACUGUUUCUCUAUUGUGAGUACCUCCAUUAUUUCCUCGUCUUACUGAUGUGUAAAUGGCCUAAGUUAUCACAAAACGAUGGAUUCAUUUAUGGAAAUGGAGAUGGCAACAGGCCAGUGAAGGCUAUGGUUAUAGCAGACACUCACCUACUGGGAAUCAGGACUGGACAUUGGUUUGAUAAAUUACGCAGAGAAUGGCAGAUGGAGAGAUCCUUCCAGACAAGUAUGCUGAUACACAGUCCAGAUGUGGUGUUUAUUCUCGGUGAUUUACUAGAUGAGGGUAAGUGGGCCACCGAUGCUGAGUUCAGAAAAGAUGUUGCCAGAUUUAAGAGAAUGUUUUCAACACCAAAAGACACAGCUACUAGGAUUCUUGUAGGAAAUCAUGACAUUGGAUUUCACUACACGAUGAAUGAACAUAAACACAGACGCUUUGAGAAAGCAUUCUCUUCGCCUUCAGUCCAGCUGUUUGACUUUCAAGGAAACCUUUUUGUGUUGAUGAACAGCAUGGCAAUGGAGGGUGAUGGGUGUAAGUUGUGUGCUGAAGCAGUCAAUUCUCUGGAAGAACUAUCCUGGCAGCUAAAGUGUUCAGAGGGAAUCAGCUCCAGAAAAAGUUCACCUCCGAUAUGUGAUGCCAUGGAUAAAUUGUCCUACUCCCCUCCAAUAUUACUACAGCAUUUUCCUAUGUACCGGCCUUCUGAUGCCAAUUGUAGUGUGCCAGACUCUGCACCAGCUGAUGAGAAGGAUAUUCCCUUUAAGGAGAAGUGGGACUGCCUAUCAGAAGAGUCAAGUAAUCAGGUGUUUGAGUGGAUCAAACCUCGCCUUAUCCUGAGUGCUCAUACCCACCACGGUUGUUAUCGCCUCCAUGAAAAUUCUGUUCCAGAAUGGACGGUGGCUUCCUUUAGUUGGCGCAACAAAAACAAUCCUACAUUCUUACAGGUGGUGCUGUCCCCAAAUGACUUUGCUGUAGAGCAGUGCUACCUUCCUAGUGAAACGACUGUGAUUACUAUUUAUAUAACAGGUGGACUCAUAGCUCUGCUCUUACUACUGGUUCCUUACAAACCCAGUAGUACUAUGACAGAUACAGUAUGGGUCAACAAGUCUCACUGACCAGUACAGUAUGGGUCAGCAAGUCUCACUGACCAGUACAGUAUGGGUCAGCAAGUCUCACUGACCACUACAGUAUGGGUCAGCAAGUCUCACUGACCACUACAGUAUGGGUCAGCAAGUCUCGCUGAAUAGUAAAGUAUGGGUCAGCAAGUCUCACUGACCAGUACAGUAUGGGUCAGCAAGUCUCACUGACCACUACAGUAUGGGUCAGCAAGUCUUACUGACCAGUACAGUAUGGGUCAACAAUUCUCACUGACUAGCACAGUAUGGGUCAGCAAGUCUCACUGACCACUACAGUAUGGGUCAGCAAGUCUCACUGACCAGUACAGUAUGGGUCAUCAAUUCUCACUGACUAGUACAGUAUGGGUCAGCAAGUCUCACUGACCACUACAGUAUGGGUCAGCAAGUCUCACUGACCAGUACAGUAUGGUCAGCAAGUCUCACUGACCAGUACAGUAUGGGUGGUCAGCAAGUCUCACUGACCACUACAGUAUGGGUCAGCAAGUCACACUGACCACUACAGUAUGGGUCAACAAUUCUCACUGACUAGUACAGUAAGGGUCAACAAUUCUCACUGACUAGUACAGUAUACAUGUAGGUCAACAAGUCUCGCUGACUAGUACAGUAUGGGUCAACAAGUCUCACUGACCAGUACAGUAUGGGUCAACAAUUCUCACUGACUAGUACAGUAUAGGUCAACAAGUCUCGCUGACUAGUACAGUAUGGGUCAACAAGUCUCACUGACCAGUACAGUAUGGUCAAUAUGUCAUGUAUAUAUAGUGUACUGACAGAGAGUGAAUCAGUACCAAUCAUUAUGGUGCUGUCUGACAAGAUGUGUUUGUUUGUAUAUGAUUCUGUUAAAUACCAUGUAAGUACAAUAACGGCUUAUUAUUCCAGAAAGAAAGAAAAAUGACUAACCUGCCUUUUAAUUAAUGUCUGUCGUGAGUAUAUGCAGACUUACUGAAUACUGUAUAACAUGGACAUUAGACACAUACAGUCAGUUGACAUCUAUACUUUCAAUUGAUAUUAUUAUAUACAGUCAAUUGACAUUAGUCAUAUACAGUCAAUUGACAUUAGUUAUAUAGUCAAUUGACAUUGGUUAUAUACAGUCAAAUAACAUUAGUCAUUAACAGUCAAUUGACAUUAGUUAUAUACAGUCAAUUGACAUUAGUCAUAUACAGUCAAUUGACAUUAUAUACAGUCAAAUAACAUUAGUUAUAUACAGUCAAUUGACAUUAUAUACAGUCAAAUAACAUUAGUCAUAUACAGUCAAUUGACAUUAGUCAUAUACAGUCAAUUGACAUUUGUCAUAUACAGUCAAUUGACAUUAGUUAUAUACAGUCAAUUGACAUUAUAUACAGUCAAAUAACAUCAGUUAUAUACAGUAAAUUGACAUUAGUUAUAUACAGUCAAUUGACAUUAUAUACAGUCAAAUAACAUUAGUUAUAUACAGUCAAUUGACAUUAGUUAUAUACAGUCAAUUGACAUUAGUUAUAUACAGUCAAUUGACAUUAGUCAUAUACAGUCAAUUGACAUUAGUCAUAUACAGUCAAUUGACAUUAGUCAUAUACAGUCAAUUGACAUUAGUUACAUACAGUCAAUUGACAUUGUUUAUAUACAGUCAAUUGACAUUAGUUAUUUACAAUCGAUUGACAUUAGUUAUAUACAGUCAAUUGACAUUAUAUAGUCAAUUGACAUUAGUUGUAUACAGUCAAUUGACAUUAGUUGUAUACAGUCAAUUGACAUUGGUUAUAUACAGUCAAUUGACAUUAGUUGUAUACAGUUAAUUGACAUUAGUUGUAUACAGUCAAUUGACAUUAGUUGUAUACAGUCAAUUGACAUUAGUUGUAUACAGUAAAUUGACAUUAGUCAUGUACAGUCAAUUGACAUUAGUUGUAUACAGUCAAUUGACAUUAGUUAUAUACAGUCAAUUGACAUUAGUUAUAUACAGUCAAUUGACAUUAGUUGUAUACAGUCAAUUGACAUUAGUCAUGUACAGUCAAUUGACAUUAUUUAUAUACAGUCAAUUGACAUUAGUUAUAUACAGUCAAUUGACAUUAGUUAUAUACAGUCAAUUGACAUUAGUUAUAUAAAGCCAAUUGACAUUAGUUAUAUACAAUCAAUUGACAUUAGUUAUAUACAGUCAAUUGACAUUAGUUAUAUACAGUCAAUUGACAUUAGUUAUAUACAGUCAAUUGACAUUAUAUGCAGUCAAAUAACAUUAGUUAUAUACAGUCAAUUGACAUUAGUUAUAUACAGUCAAUUGACAUUAGUUGUAUACAGUCAAUUGAUAUUAGUCAUGUACAGUCAAUUGACAUUAGUUAUAUAGAGUAUAUACGUAAUUUUAAAUGCAUGAACUUUUUUUUUAAUGCGUUGAACCCUUCAAACAGAUUGAGCAUGUAUCUAAACUUACUUUAAACGUGCUAAUUAAUUUUGAUAAUGUGUCGUUGGAGACAUGGAGCUGUUUUUUGGGGGUGUUUUAUUUGUAAAUACUGUCUUAUCAUGCUAUACAAUAUAAUCCUCUUUGAGAAUACUCACCAUGCACAAUACAUAUAUAUACAUGUAUAUAUCUAUAUGUAUGUCAAAGAGUUUCUGGUUGGCACUUUGUUUUAACCAUGGCAUGGAUCACACCCCUGAAACAAAGGUGUCACACUGAUGCAAAACUAGGUCAAAAGACAUGUCACUAUGGAUUCUUGCCGUACUUUGAACCUUAUAUAUAAUGCCUAUUUCAAAUGAAAAUUAAGAACACAUUUUGCAGUCGUUGAUGCUCCAUGAAAAUUCAAAGUACAUUGUGGCUGCCGUUGGUGCGUCAUGAAAUCAAAAACAUUUUUGUAGCCAUUGGUGUUCCUUGAAAAUGGAAGCAUCUAAUGGCUGCGUUGGUUCUCCAUGAAAAUUCAAAACACAUUCUGGCUGCCGUUGGUGCUCCAUGAAAAUUCAAAACACAUUUUUGCUGCAGUUGGUGCUCCAUUAAAAUUCAAAACACAUUUUCGUAGUUAUGUUAAGCUGGUGCUUCGUUACUGUUUUAGUUAAUUCUGAGUGGCGGUUAUUAAUUUUUAUCCCACCAUAGAAAGACCAGCAUACUAUGCCCAUUACAUCCAGUUAUGUUUCCAAUAUCUCCAGUAAAUAUGUGGAAAUCUAUCAUGUUUCAUUCAAUUCACUAUUCAGGAUUGAUGUUUGCUCAAAUCUUGCGUUAUAGCAAUGAAUGUUAUAAUCGUGUAUACAAAGUCUGUUUCAUCACAUGCUUCACGACCAGUAUUAUACCAUAUAUCAAUUUCAACAGAAAAAAGAUACCUUUUUUGGAUUUGAUGUUAUUUUCUUGUUUGCUAUUCUCCCCUGGAUCCAUAUAUUUUGGCUGCAUGUGUGUAUCAACAUUUUUUCUCCAUUUUCCCUGUUUGGUAACAACCAUGAUUAAAAGAAAAAGACUUUUAAAAAUGUAUAAAUGUUUUUUAUAAAUACGAGAAAUAGCAAGAAGUACAGUGUUAUACAGCAAGUCGGGAGUGUUUGUUACAUUGCAAUCUUUAUUUGAAGCACAUGUAAAAUAUUUCCCCUGAAUUCCUGGAGGUGUAAAGGACAUGCACAUUUCAUUGCAUUAAGAAAACAAUCCUCCAUAUCGCAUUUUUACUCAAAUCGCCUUGCAUCCGUGGUGUGUGGUCCGUCCGGCCGUUCGUUCAGCCGUUCGUCCGGCCGUCCAUCCGUCCCUCCGUCCGUCCGUAAACAAUUCUUGUUAUCGCUAUUUCUGAGAAAGUGAUGAAUGGAUCUUUCUCAAAUUCAUAUGCAGGUUCCCCUUGGUUUGUAGUUAUGCAUAUUACAUUUUGAGACCAAUCGGAAAACAACAUGGCCGACAGGCAGCCAUCUUGAAUUUUGACAAUUGAAGUUGUUAUCGCUAUUUCUCAAUUUAUACAGAUUAGUAAGAAGAAGGGGAAAAUAGAGAGAAGAUCAAUCUGACAUGGAACCUAUGAAGAUCAUUCAAUGGUGGGCGCCAAAAUACCUCUGGGUUCUCUUGUACAUUUAAUCAAUAAUUAUAUAUUAUUUACCCAUGGACACACUCUACUAAGCAUGCAUAUCAUUGAUGUAUUUGAUACAUUUUCGAAUGUUUUAUGUAAAUAUUAAUUUAUGUGUAAUUUUAAUGGAAUCAUACCAAUGGCCCUCAGGGAUUUUAAUUACGAUAAUAAUUUCAUGGUGAACAUAAAUUAUUCAUCAUAUUUCAUUCUGAAUCCAUUAAGGUAUUAAUCAUAUUAUGGCUAUACAACCGAAGAAAGUAUGGACUGUCGUGUAGGUUUUUUUUUGUAUGUAUAGUCGUAUUAAAUGACAAGGCAUAGACAAACAUAAUAUUACCCUUUAAUACCAUGUGGUGUUUGCCUGUCAAUCACUAAUUUAUAACGACCAUAAACAAUAUGUUGGACAGAUUAAUGAUUCUCUUUACAUUUCCUGCUUGUUUUUUUUUUGUCUUUCGUGGUUAAUUGAAACUAGACAGCGUGGCCCGUUAGACUGAAUGGUAAUCAUUGUUCACGUUGAUGUGUUGCCGUUUCUAUGGUUACUUUAUUGAUGCCAUUACGGUUCUUUAAAUAAUUGUCAUUGAGAUGUUUUUGAAGAAAAACCAACAACACUAUACUCAUGUAAAGUUCCAAACUUAGGGUAGUUUGAAGGAAUCAAAUUUUAUUUUUUGUGAUGAUGAAGUAUUAUUCAGUGGCAUUAAAUGUGUCUGUAUGUACGUUGUAUGUAUAAAAGGUUAUUUAGAGUACGUACGGGACAUGGAACCUACGCAUGAUAGCCAUAAUUGUUACUGAGGCAUUUGCAAUAAACGGAUAUUAUCAAAUGAGA
This is a messenger RNA of Pecten maximus, 6175 nucleotides long. Its product is annotated as metallophosphoesterase 1-like. Gene Ontology annotation, molecular function: hydrolase activity. The coding region runs from base 134 to 1354 and encodes 406 amino acids. Lineage: Eukaryota; Metazoa; Mollusca; Bivalvia; Pectinida; Pectinidae. Gene Ontology annotation, biological process: GPI anchor biosynthetic process. The record is from RefSeq and is a predicted model, not a curated record. The transcript has 9 exons.